UAGUCUCAGAGCCGGAAGUGAGGUACCUUCGAGUUGCAGGCUGCAGUGGCGUUUAAAGCUGAGUGAUCCUGGUACCAAUGGAGACACCCUGCUCCUCCAUUCAGGCUCCAUCCCGAGCUAGGAGAAGCCCCCAGAGUUCUGGCAGCCUAUAGAAGAGAAUUGAGUCAGAUCGCAACGUAUCCGGCGCACCACGAAAGAGCCGAAUCAUUGAGGGCCUCCGGAAACCCCGCCCUUAGGAAGGGUCGGGUAGCCUCUCUUAGGUGGAAGAAGCCUGAAGGAACCGCCCUGGGGCGGAGACGCUGGCCAUGACCACGCCUCCGGGGGCCGGUCCCGCCACUUUGCGCUUUGCUGCGGCAGCCAGCUGGCAAGUCUUGCGCCGACGCAGCGUGGAGCACUUUCCGAGAGUACUAGAGUUUUUGCGAUCCCUGCGCGCUGCUGCCCCGGGCUUGGUUCGCUACCGGCACCAUGAACGCCUGUGUAUGGGCCUAAAAGCCAAGGUGGUGGUGGAGCUGAUUCUGCAGGGCCGGCCUUGGGCCCAGGUCUUGAAUGCCCUGAAUCACCACUUCCCUGAGUCUGGACCUGUGGUGCGGGACCCUAAAGCCACAAAGCAGGAUCUGAGGAAGAUUUUGGAGGCACAGGAGACUUUUUGCCAGCAGGUGAAGCAACUGUCAGAGGCCUCUGUAGAUUUGGCUUCAAAGCUGCAGGAACUUAAACAAGAGUAUGGGGAACCCUUUCUGGAUGCCAUGGAAAAGCUGUUUUUUGAAUACAUGUGUCAGCUGGAAAAAGCACUGCCUACCGUACAGACACAGCAGCUUCAGGAUGUGCUGAGUUGGAUUCAGCCUGGAGUUUCUAUCACCUCUUCUGUUGCCUUGAGUCAAUAUGGUGUGGACAUGGGGUGGCCACUUCCAGAGUGCUCUGUUUCUGAUUCAGUGAACCUGACAGACCUCAUAGAACAAAAUCCUCCUCUGCAGCCAGCACUAGCACUCCAUAGUCCACCAAAAGCCAAGCUUGACCUUCAGAGACCAGCUUCAAGGAAGCACCCAGAACCUUUGGCUGGCCACCACUUCAAUCUGGCCCCUCUGGGUCGACGAAAAAUCCGGUCCCGAUGGACAUCUGCAAGGGGAGGCCAUAAGGAGCGCCCCAUGGUCAUGUUGUUCCCCUUCAGGAAUUUGGGCACACCAGCCCAGGUCAUAUCUAAACCUGAGAGCAGAGAAGAGCAUGGAAUUCACACAGAAGACACAUCAGAUGCUGUGGGCACAAGAACAGCCAUCACUGGGAAGUCUAAGAGUCCAUCUCAGAUUCUGGGGGAAAGGGCUCUAAAGGAGCACCCUGCUGACUUGUCUGCCUCAGAGCAAAAAGAGAAUUGCUUGGAUUGCUAUGUAGAUCCCCUGAGACUAUCAUUAUCGCCUCCUAGGGCCAAGAAUCCAGUGUGUUCUCCAUCUCUGUGCAGCUCCGUCAUUACCAUAGGAGACUUGGUUUUGGACUCUGAUGAGGAAGAAAAUAGCCAGAGGGAAGGAAAGGAGUCUCUGGAAAACUAUCAGAAGACAAAGUUUGACACCCUGAUCCCCACCUUCUGUGAAUACCUCCCCACUUCUGGCCCCAGUAUGGUGCCUGCCCCUUCCUGUGACCACCUAGAUAGCUCUAGACCCCUAUGAUAGUACUGGAAUGCCUUCUUCCUCCUCAGUUCUAUAGGCAGUUUAGUGGGAAUGAAGUGGAAGACCAGGCUUGGAUUGUCUGACUACAUUGCUAAAACUUUGUGAUGCUUGAUAAUUAAACCUUGGAUUUGUUACAACACUGUCUUGAUGUGAGGAAGGACUUCUGUAGGUCAGUGGAGGUAAUUUCUUAGAAACAGAACCAGCUUCUCCACAGCUGGAAGAAUCCCCUUGCCUUUUUACUUCCCUUGGAAAGUGUUAUUCAGAUGUGCCCAGAAUUUGAGAGCCUAGAAAUGUCUUUUUAUUGUUCUGAAAAUACAUGUCCUAAUGCUAGAAUAUACUUUAUAAUCUCUCAUGCUGCCAAGUUAUCUGGGGAUUGUGGCACUAGAAUGGAAAUACUUCAUGGGAAUAAUGCUUAUUGUCCUUGGUCCCAUUGGGUCACUGCUAACCCUACCUCCCUACUUUGGAGCAGCACCCAGAUUCCAGUCUUGUGCAGAAGCCCCAGCAUCUCUUUACAGUCAGUGAGACCUCUUUUUAUUGAGUUAUCUCAAAUAUAUAAACACUUCUGAGCUUUUUAGAUAUUUGAAGAUCUCAUUUAAUGAAGCUGAUAAGACAUAAUUCCAAAAGCCUGCCUCUUCCAGAUCAACGCCAUGUAAAACAUUUCUGAAUCAAUCAGUAUCUUUUAAUCUUCAGGAUGCUGGGUCCCCAGAUACCCAUUCGAUUAUCUUACUUCAUUUUCAGACUGUAUUCUUCCUCACUUCCUUCCCAGUGAGUGCUCUGGGCAUCUUGUAUGUACAAACAGAGAAGUAUAGCGUUAUUACAGGAGCCCUCAGGAGGGAGGCGAUAGGAACUGGCAAAUGCACAGCCACAGUAGCUAGAAUGGGUGAGUAGUCCAUGUGGGAGACCCUGUGGUGAAGUACUGGUGCCUUAAGAGGGCAGAACUACUCGGGUCUAGCGUGUAUCACUGAAGAUUGGAUUCACCUGCUGGGUGACUCGGAUGAAGGUAGUUCUCCGGCUCAACUCCUUUAGCUUAGCUGCUCCCACAUAGGUGCAUGUAGAUCGGAUCCCUCCUAGGAUGUCACGGAUGGUAUGUUCCACAUCCCCUUUAAAGGGGACUUCCACUGUCUUUCCCUCUGAGGCCCUUGAAAUAGGGGGGAAAAAUUACCUUUUCAUUCUAGAUUCCUUAAGCCCAAUGACUCUUCUGUCUCUAACAUUUAACCCCAUGUCACCAUUUUUCUCCUGAGAAUUAUAUCAUCCAUUUCCCAGCAGCCAUGAGCUCUGUCACCAUACUGUACAGUCACAUUCUUCAAGAACCCUCAGGGGCUGGUCCUCCACACAUACCUAUAUUCCGCCACACCACCAGCAUACUUCUUCAUGGCCAUUUCAGAACUCAUUCCAUAGAAGAGUUUGUACUUCUUGCCAUCCCUCUCGAUGAGCUCACCACCUGACUCACUGUGCCCAGCCAGCAUGCCACCCAGCAUCACAAAGUCAGCCCCUGCCCCUGCCAAAAUCAAGGAGGUAGGAAAGAGAUGCUUCUGGCCCAGAUGCCCAAAUACUUCCCCUUCAAAAGCAACUCCUGCCGAAUUCUCAGUCCUGACAGUGUCUCCAGCAUCUUCCGCAUUGUUCUCUCUGACCCACAAUCCACAAAGACCUGCUUUGACCUGGUUUACUCCUCUGUGGGCCUGAUUUCCUCACGACUUUUAAAAAAACCUUUGUGAUUCCCUGCCCAACUUCUGCUCUUUCCUUCUGCUUUCAUUGUCUUCUGAAUAUUUUGUUUUGUUGCUCCCAUCUGAGUAAAACAUUGUAUGUUCCAAGAACAGCAGUCUCUCAAUUUAAUGUGAAUAAGUAUCCCCUGGGAAACUGAAAAUGCACAUUUAUAAUCCCAUUCUUCAGGGUCAGUGGGGUUCAGGAUUUCCCCUGCUAUCUUGCCCCAGGGACACCACAGGCUUCAGGGUCACUGCUUCAUAUUAUGAGAGUUUGAAUGGCUUCUUGAGUUUCUCCUACCCUGACCCUAGAUCCUGAGAGGUGAUACAGCCUCCUCUACAGGAUCAUCCUUCUGUGCCCUCCCAAACUCCUUACCAAAAGCUUUGGCCACAUCCCCAGGACAGCUGCAACCUCCAUCCUGUAAAAUAAAGAGCACAGUGAGGAGAC
This is a messenger RNA of Sciurus carolinensis (gray squirrel), 3803 nucleotides long. RefSeq names its product TERF1 interacting nuclear factor 2 (gene Tinf2). Gene Ontology annotation, biological process: telomere capping; regulation of telomere maintenance via telomere lengthening. The coding region runs from base 306 to 1655 and encodes 449 amino acids. The record is from RefSeq and is a predicted model, not a curated record. Gene Ontology annotation, cellular component: shelterin complex. The transcript is spliced from 9 exons. NCBI's taxonomy places the organism in Eukaryota, Metazoa, Chordata, Mammalia, Rodentia, Sciuridae. Gene Ontology annotation, molecular function: telomeric repeat DNA binding.